CUUUUGUCAGUGGAGGUUUAUAGGUAAUGAGUGAGACAGUGAGUUGCAUUACCAAAGGAAGAGAGAAGCAACAAAAGAGAGAGAUAGAAGAGAAAAGAAAGACGAACAGAAUAGAGGAAAAGAGGACGUCUCGGCGACAAGGUCUUUCUGAGAAUUGGAUUUGUGGUUUUCAGUGAUAGCUAUCGAUUGUUUAGAAAGUGGGUUGUUUUGUGUGCGAAUUUCAAAUGCAAAGAUUCGUUAUUUCUAAACACAUCUGAGGUAACAAUGUUCAGAAAGAAUUUUUUUUUUUUUGUCAAUUGAUCUGUGUUUUUAUUUGCGUGUUGUUGCAGAGGAAGGUUGAAAAAGAAAUUGAAAUCGAUUUUAUGCAAAACAGUCUACAUAUCAUUUGGCUGCCGCUGUUCCUUGGUGUACUAUUUAAUGUUGUCUGCAUCUUUCAUUCUUAUUCAGAGCUUUGGGACAGUGUGCACUUAGUUAUGGCAUCUGAUAUGAGGCACAGAAGAGGAAAAAGAUUGUUGCAACAAAAUGUUAGUGAAGGUCUUAAUCGUGACUCAGAGAUAGAAACAAGAAACAACAGUGAGAAUUUUUAUACCAUCAGAGCCCGAACUGAUAGUGGGGGUUUUGGUACAGAGGGAAUGCAUCAAAGAAGAUCAAGAAGGCCAAGACAUGUUCCUGAACCUCCAAUAACAGAGAAAAAUUACACCUCUGAACACUUGAAUAGAAGAGUUAGACCUGCUGAAGAAAACAACACUCUGUUGUUAAAUGAAACUUCUGUUAACAGUGAAGAUUCGCAUGUUAGUCAUACAUGUCACUGUUCGUUUUCAUUCGGUCAGGCAUCAUAUCAGAAAAGUAGAGAAGGAUUUAUUAUGAGAUAUGAAGAUUCGGGUGAUAAUAUUCAUGAAUGCAAUUAUUGCAGUGCGAAUUUUUGGUUUGGAGAAGCUCUUAAACAAUCAUCUUCAAAUGCACCUCUCAUUUAUACAAAUUGCUGUCAAAAAGGUCAAAUCCAACUUCAGUCAUCAAAAGAACCUCCAAAUUUUCUUGAACAAUUAUUAGAUCCAAAUAAUGGCUCAAAUAGCAGAAUUUUUAGAGAGAAUAUUAGAAUCUAUAAUUCAAUGUUUUCUUUUACAUCAAUGGGAGCAGCGAUUGAUAAAAAUAUUAACAUUGGAUCAGGUCCUUAUGUUUUUAAAAUAAGUGGUCAAGUACAUCAUUUAAUGGGUUCUGUUUUACCUUCUAAUGGAGAAUGUCCUAAAUAUGCUCAACUAUACAUAUAUGAUACAAAAGAUGAGAUUUCAAAUCGGAUUAAUGCUAUUGAUCCUACUCAUGUUAAUACGAAUACUAAGCCAGAUAUUGUACAAGGACUGAUAAAAAUGUUUGACGAAAACAAUGAUUUGACAAUAUGGUAA
Messenger RNA from Rosa chinensis, 1400 nucleotides. RefSeq lists its product as uncharacterized. NCBI's taxonomy places the organism in Eukaryota, Viridiplantae, Streptophyta, Magnoliopsida, Rosales, Rosaceae. The transcript is spliced from 8 exons. Bases 363 to 1400 code for a protein of 345 amino acids. The record is from RefSeq and is a predicted model, not a curated record.